Cyprinodon tularosa is the source of this 3166-nucleotide messenger RNA. RefSeq lists its product as uncharacterized. The record is from RefSeq and is a predicted model, not a curated record. Gene Ontology annotation, biological process: DNA integration. Gene Ontology annotation, molecular function: nucleic acid binding. The transcript has 2 exons. Lineage: Eukaryota; Metazoa; Chordata; Actinopteri; Cyprinodontiformes; Cyprinodontidae. Bases 26 to 2812 code for a protein of 928 amino acids.
CUUUUUGUGGUACAAAGAUAACAACAUGUCCUGCGAAAUAAUUGAGUACCGCAUGCGCGUGCACAUCUUCGGGAACAGUCCCUCCCCCUCUGUCGCUAUAUACGGCCUCAAGAAAGCGGCAACGACUGGUGAAGCAGAGUUCGGGACCAAUGUGCGCAGAUUCAUAGAGCGAGAUUUCUAUGUCGACGAUGCCCUCAAGUCAUUCCCCACUGAGCAAGAAGCAGUUCAUGUUCUAAGACAAGCACAGCAGGCUCUCGCUUAUUCAAAUCUCAGGCUACAUAAAGUCACCUCAAACCGCCAAGCUGUUCUGAAAGCCUUUCCACCAGAAGACAGAGCUAAAGAUGUCAAAAACUUGGAUCUGUGUGCACAAGAUCUCCCUGUCCAGCGGAGUUUGGGACUGUUGUGGAAUGUUGGUCUUGACACUUUCACAUUCAAAGUUGAUGAGGAUCAAAAGCCCUUCACUCGUAGAGGCGUCCUCUCUACAGUCAAUAGUCUCUACGACCCCCUCGGGUUCCUCGCCCCCAUCACAAUCCAAGGCAAGCAAAUACUGAGAGAGCUAACCAGUUUGACGGAUGGCUGGGACGCACCUCUUCCAGACGACAUAAAGGCAGAGUGGUGCAAGUGGAAGGACUCUCUCCAAGAUCUGCAAAGUCUGCAAAUAAAGCGUCCUUACACCUUGCUCUCCACAACUAACGCCCAAAAAAGAGAACUCUUCAUAUUUGCUGAUGCGUCUGUAAAAGCCAUUGCAGCCGUUGCAUAUAUCAAAGUCUCAAUGUCAGAAACUACAGAAACUGGAUUUGUGUUUGGAAAGACCAAGUUGGCUCCUCAAUCAGGCCUCACGAUUCCAAGACUCGAGCUAUGUGCCGCAGUGCUCGCAGUUGAAGUUGCAGAGUUGAUAGUAGCAGAAAUGGACAUUUCAUUUGACAACAUUGAGUACCAUACGGACAGCAAAGUUGUGCUAGGGUACAUAUACAACCAGACCCGAAGAUUUUAUGUGUACGUGCAUAACCGAGUGCAACGCAUACUCCAGUCGACACGCCCUCACCAAUGGAAAUACGUUCCAUCUGAGCUCAACCCAGCAGACUACGGGUCUCGUUCUGUGACAGCAGCCCAACUGAGCAGCACAACAUGGUUGGAAGGACCGGCCUUCCUCCUCAAGCCUUCACUACAGGUACCUCCAUUUGAAAACUACAACCUUGUUGAUCCCGCUGCUGACAUAGAAGUACGCCCCUUUGUGACAACAAACCUGACUCACGUCACAAAACCAGCAAUCGCUCCAACAUGUUUUGAAAAGUUCUCAAACUACAGCGCUCUAAUCAGAACAAUAGCCCAGUUGGUUCAUGUCGUUCGCUCAUUCAAUCACUCCAACCAAGCAUCCAGCUGCCACGGCUGGCACCUUUGUCGACCUACAAAAGAAGAGAUGGCAAAGGCGAAGAUUUGUGUCAUAAAGAGUGUUCAAAGUGAGUACUACAAAGAAGAGCUAAAAUGCAUAUCAGAAGAGACAAAGAUUCCCCCCUCAAGCAGUCUUUGGAAGCUGCACCCCAUAUUGGACAAUGAUGGACUCUUAAGAGUUGGGGGCCGAAUCACACAUUCUGAGCUGGGUAUCGACACCACUCACCCUCUCAUCAUUCCAGCCAGACACCACUUGGGCACCCUCCUGAUACGCCACUACCAUGGAUCUGUGAAACAUCAGGGGAGGCAUUUCACCGAAGGCGCGAUAAGAGCUGCAGGAUUCUGGCUAGUGGGAGCCAAACGAAGCAUUAGCACUGCUCUUUUCAAGUGUGUCACAUGCAGGAAGUUACGAGGAAGAGCUGAAUGUCAACAGAUGGGAAACUUACCUCCUGAACGGAUGAAGGUUGCACCCCCAUUCACAUACGUGGGUGUGGAUGUGUUUGGACCGUGGGACGUUUUCACCCGUCGCACAAGAGGAGGCCAAGCCAAUUCCAAAAGGUGGGCCGUCAUGUUUUCCUGCAUGUCUACGAGAGCAGUACAUAUCGAGUUAAUCGAAACAAUGACCACGGACAGUUUCAUAAACGCUCUGAGGCGGCUCUUUGCAAUCAGAGGCCCGGCAAAACAAAUCAGGUCUGAUUGCGGCACAAAUUUAAUCGGCGCCUCUCACGAACUGAAAAUGGUUGAGACGGAUCUUUCCAUCAAGGAUGUCGAAGACUACCUGAACAAACAAGACUGCUCAUGGAUCUUCAAUCCUCCGCACGCAUCACAUAUGGGUGGUGCUUGGGAGCGAAUGAUCGGGAUUGCCAGACGCAUCCUCAACUCUAUGUUCCAAGAUUGUAAAAAAGCAAUGUUGACCCACGAACUGUUGUCUACGUUUAUGGCCGAAGUCUGCGCCAUCAUGAAUGCUCGUCCUCUUGUUCCCGUGUCUACCGAUCCUGAGUCACCUCUUAUCCUCACGCCGUCGAUGCUGCUCACCAUGAAAACAGGAUGUGCGCCACCACCUCCUGGAAACUUUGAAAACGGGAUACUUCUGAAGGAACAAUGGAAAAGGGUUCAAAGUCUUGCUGACAUCUUUUGGUCAAAAUGGAGACGUGAGUAUCUUCACACUCUGCAGCUGCGCCACAAAUGGCAGGAUAAGAAGCAAAGCCUCAAGGAAGGAGACAUCGUUCUGCUCAAGGACUCUCAGGCCAAAAGGAACGAGUGGCCCAUGUCUAUUGUCUCCAAGACCAUCCCAGGGAAGGACGGACUUGUCAGGAAAGUUGAAGUAACUACUUCUCAUGCCGGAACUAAGAAGACUUUUUCGCGCCCUGUAACCGAAGUGGUGCUGCUUUUGUCCCCCGAGCAAUUUGGAGACCGUUAAUUUGAAUGUGGGAUAGUAUUAUCCCAGGCGGGGAGUGUUAUGUUUAUUGUGUAUAAUAUUGUUGGUGUUACUAUUAGUUGAAAUACGCCACCAGGUGAUCACUUUAAGUUAUUGUUUAAGUUAAUAGUAGAAGAAGAAUAUGGACAGGAAGUGCCGAUACCCAGAAUCAAACGGCAGCUCCACACUCUUUCUGGUUCUUUCUUGGUGUUUGUUAAAGCAUUGUCUUUUCACAAAAAGGAACUAGCACUGAAGUAAACUUCAUUAACCAGUCAUCGCUGUCCGGAGUUUCUUCAUGUUCAAGAUUGUUUAGCUGUUUGGAUAGCUAGUGCGAGUAUCUAGCGAGGCCAUUAACAA